Molecule: messenger RNA, 1759 nt
Organism: Phymastichus coffea
Lineage: Eukaryota; Metazoa; Arthropoda; Insecta; Hymenoptera; Eulophidae
Gene: PIG-U
Product: phosphatidylinositol glycan anchor biosynthesis class U protein
Exons: 4
Coding region: 232-1536 (434 amino acids)
Biological process (GO): protein localization to cell surface; attachment of GPI anchor to protein
Cellular component (GO): membrane; GPI-anchor transamidase complex
Source: RefSeq, a predicted model, not a curated record
AGCUGCCUGCAUUAUGUAUCAUGUUGAGAACACUCACAAAUCGUCACGGAUUUAGUGUGAAUUAAUUCAAUCAAUGUAAAAAAAGUAUAAGCUGUAAAUCAACAAAAGAACAAAACGGUUGAUUAAAAUUUAAUAGAUAGAAUAAUAUGAAGCAUAAAUGAAAGUUUUACGUGAAAGUUCAAUUAAAAUUUUCUACUCUUAAUUGUCAUUAAUUUGUAUUUAUUGGUAAAAAUGAAGAAUCACAUCGUCUACUACGCUCUAGCCGGUGUUUUAAGAUUGCUACUAAUGCACUCUGAUUAUCAAAAUGUUAUUGCUGAUAGAGUGGAAGUGUCUACAGCAUUAAAUUCGUGGAAAAGAAUUACAGAAGGUGUCUAUCUAAAAAAUGUAGGAGUAGAUCCAUACAGUGGAGAUUUAUUUCAUGAAACUCCAUUAGGUCUAAUUAUAUUUGAUUUAAUUCAAAAGUAUUUAUCUUAUUAUGGAAUAUGGUUGUUAUUCGUUGUCACUGAUCUUACAACUGCUGUGUUACUUGGUAUUGCAGCUACAGGUUAUAUCAAAGAAACAAUUGUUCGUGAUAAAGAAGAGGAAGCACUAAGUGACAAGAAGGACAAUCAAGGAAAUAAAAAUACAUCCAUAACAUCCCCGAGUACAUCUUCUAUUUUCUAUGUUUCAGCUGCUUAUUUGUUCAAUCCUUACAUUGUCUUAAAUUGUGUAGGGCUUACCACUACAGUAUUCACAAAUUUCUUAAUAUCAGUGACAUUACUUGCAAUGAUAAAGAAAUCUACUUGGAGUUUCUGUUUAUCUAUAGCAUUUUUAACUUUACAAGGGCUUUAUCCUGUUUGCCUCAUUGUGCCUGCUAUUAUUUCUGUUGUCAAAGAUCAUAAAGAAAGUGAGGUGCCAAUGAAAAUUACCAAAAUUGUAGGCCUAUUUUUAUCUGUUUUAAUAGUUUUGCUGCUCACUUCUUACUAUAUCAUGGGAAGUUGGUCAUUUUUAAAGAAUACUCUUGGUUUCAUCUUGUUAGUUCCUGACUUACGACCAAACAUUGGCCUUUACUGGUAUUUCUUUACAGAAAUGUUUGAGCAUUUUAGAUCUCUUUUUAUUGCAUCCUUCCAAAUCAAUGUCAGUUUGUUGUUUAUCAUUCCUUUAGCUUUGAAGCUCAGAAAAGAUCCUAUGUUAUUAGCCUUUUCUUAUCUGGCUAUUGAUGCAAUUUUCAAAUCUUAUCCUUGUAUAGGAGAUGUAGGAUUUUAUCUUAGUCUUUUGCCUCUGUGGAGACAUUUAUUUAGACAUAUGCAGCAAGGAUUCAUUGUUGGAUGUUUUGUUUUGUUCUGCACAAUAUUCGCUCCAACUGUUUGGCAUCAAUGGAUAUAUUCAAGAUCGGCGAAUGCCAAUUUCUACUUUGGAGUUACAUUGGCAUUUGCCAUAGCACAAAUAUUCUUGUUGACAGACAUUUUGUUUGCUAACGUAAAGCGUGAGUUUGCUCUACGCCACGGCCUAGCUAGUCAAGUGAAUGGAAAUCAAGCCAGACUUUUACUCGAGUAAGAUAAAAAAAGUUCUAAAACAGAUAUUUAUCUGCUGAGAAUAUGCAAUUUUUCAUUAACAUAAGUGUUCAACUUUUAUGAAAGACAGUCAUUCAGUUUUAAUAAUUAUUAUAAAUAUUGAUACUGUUUUACUUAACAUAUUUCUGUACAAAUGCGAAAUACUUUCUCACUUUUGUAUUUUUAAUUAUGCCAAACAGAAUAAAUCUAAGUUCAAUAUUUUUCUA